Messenger RNA from Suillus subaureus, 685 nucleotides. RefSeq lists its product as uncharacterized. Gene Ontology annotation, biological process: endoplasmic reticulum to Golgi vesicle-mediated transport. The transcript has 5 exons. Gene Ontology annotation, cellular component: endoplasmic reticulum membrane. NCBI's taxonomy places the organism in Eukaryota, Fungi, Basidiomycota, Agaricomycetes, Boletales, Suillaceae. The coding region runs from base 220 to 570 and encodes 116 amino acids. The record is from RefSeq and is a predicted model, not a curated record.
GCUUUUGUUUAUUUCGCGACACGCCCACCAGCACCUCCCGCCUCUUCAACACCUGGUUCUGACUCAUCUAGCUUUUAACCAGAACCGCCUUCAGCACCAGCUUCACCUCAAGGUUACCAACGUUUUGUUAGUUCACCACCUCCAAACCAACAAUAUGCUGCACGCACUCAAUGCACUUAGGUCAAAUAGCUGUUGCUGUAGGCAAGACUAUCCACAAGAAUGUACUUUCUUUUUGCCCCGCUUGCUCACCAUGAACAAUUCGCCGGUGUAAUACCAGUUACCGUCCUAAAACAUCACUUCAAUGUCUCGAACUCCUAUGUAAUCUACAAACUCCGGCUCAUUAUAUUCCCUUGGCACCACAAACCUUGGGCACGAAAAAUCCGUCGCAGAGACUGGUCACAGAGUGGCAGCCUCCUCGCGACGAUAUCAAUAAUAGUGAUUUACACAUACUACGUUUGUUGGGCUCAACCAUAUAAACCCUCGUAUCUGUCUAUGCGUUCGCUGCAAACGCCUUAUCCAUACUGCGUUCCCUCCGCUCAUUGGUCCUUCCCAACUCGCCUUCCAUUGUAGAUACUGUCAACCCCGCAUCCAGAAAACGCCGCAUCACAUUCCUGUUGCUGGGGGUUGUUUUGCAGGUUGUCUACAUGCGUUUCUUGGUUAGGGCAGUACUAUGCACCAAUUACUA